Tripterygium wilfordii is the source of this 3567-nucleotide messenger RNA. Its product is annotated as protein SEMI-ROLLED LEAF 2. The transcript is spliced from 20 exons. Bases 255 to 3272 code for a protein of 1005 amino acids. NCBI's taxonomy places the organism in Eukaryota, Viridiplantae, Streptophyta, Magnoliopsida, Celastrales, Celastraceae. The record is from RefSeq and is a predicted model, not a curated record.
CCAAAUCCAAAAGCAUAAACGCAGAAGGGAAAAAAAACUGACACCCAUCACGUGCUCUCUCUCACAAACGUCUCUUUAAUUUAUCUUAAUCCACGCGCCUUUUACUCUCUCCCUCUACCUGUCUCUCACUGUCUCCUUCGGUUCUUCCUGAUCACCUCUUCCUUGUUUGUGUUUGUAUAUGCCUUCUGUUGUCUUUCGCUCGUAGCUCUUGAUUCUUACGGCUCUUGCAGAUCUGCAUCUGCGGGGCUGAGAAAAUGGGGUUCAUUUCUAGAAAGAUCUUCCCAGCUUGUGGGAACAUGUGUGUUUGCUGUCCUGCAUUGAGGUCAAGAUCUCGACAACCGGUGAAGCGAUACAAAAAAUUGCUGGCGGAUAUUUUUCCUAAGUCUCCUGAUGGAUCUCCAAGUGAAAGGAAAAUUGUUAAGUUAUGUGAAUAUGCUGCAAAAAACCCUCUUCGAAUCCCGAAGAUUGCAAAACAUCUUGAAGAUCGGUGCUAUAAGGAACUUCAAUCUCAGCACAUCAGAUUCAUCAAUAUUGUCGUCGAGGUUUAUGAAAAGUUGCUUUGCAUAUGUAAGGAGCAGAUGGCCUAUUUUGCCGUCAGUCUUCUCAAUAUGACUAGUGAGCUGUUGGAGAACUCUAAGCAGGACUCCAUGCGCAUACUUGGGUGCCAAACCUUAACGAAGUUCAUCUAUAGUCAGGCAGAUGGAACUUAUGCACACAGCAUUGAAAAUUAUGUUAUUAAAGUUUGCAAGCUGGCUCGUAAGAAUGGGGAGGAACAUCAAAAACGUUGCUUGAGGGCAUCAAGCUUGCAAUGCCUUUCAGCCAUGGUAUGGUACAUGGCAGAGUUCUCGUACAUUUUUGCUGCGUUUGAUGAGAUGGUACAUGUCAUUUUAGAUAACUAUGAACCCGAAACUCCUAGAGAAGGUGCCAUGGAGAGAGGAGAUGUACAUCAUAACUGGUUGAAUGAAGUAGUCAGAUGUGAAGGUAGAGGUUCAGUGAUAGGUGAGACCAACCCAAGCUGCCUCAUUAUCAGGCCGCGCUCAGAAAAGAAGGAUCCUAAACUCUUGACAAGGGAAGAAAUUGAGACACCCAGAAUAUGGGCUCAGAUUUGCAUUCAGAGCAUGGUUGACCUGGCCAAAGAGAGUACAACCAUGCGCCUCAUAUUGGAUCCGGUGUUUGUGUAUUUUGACUCUGGAAGACAUUGGGUUCCUCGGCAAGGGUUGGCCAUGAUGGUUUUGUCUGACAUGUGCUACUUGAUGGAAAAUUCAGGGAGUCAACAGUUGAUUUUAGCUGCUCUGAUACGCCAUCUGGACCACAAAAAUGUUGCAAGUGAUCUCCAACUUAAAUCCGACAUUAUACAAGUUGCUGCUAUUUUGACUAAGCAAGUUAGAACAGGUGGUUUGCUGAAAGAUGGUGGAUUUGUCAGUGACCUAUGCUGGCAUUUGAGGAAAAGUCUUCAGGCUACAGUUGAAUCUGUAGGAGAGCAAGAGGAAAACUUGAAUCUCUCGCUCCAAAACUCCAUUGAACUUUGUCUCCAUGAAAUUGCAAUAGGAAUUGGUGAUGCGGUGCCGUUGUUUGACGUGAUGGCAAGAACACUUGAAAAUCUACCAUCUUCGGGAGUUGUUGCCCGUGCAACAAUUGGAUCAUUGAUGAUUCUUGCUCAUAUAAUCUCAUUGUUAUGGGACUCGUCUCAUUCGCAGCAGGCGUUUCCAGAAGCACUUCUCAUCCAACUUUUGAAGGCAAUGUUACAUCCAGAUGUUGAGACACGUAUUGGAGCACACGGGAUUUUCUCAGUGCUUCUUAUUCCGAGUUCUAAUCGUUUUCGUCCUGAACAUGCUUCUCUUGAUCCUGGUUAUCUUAUUGAAACAAGAAGACGGCGUUCCAACACAGCAUCCACAUUUGCUUCAAUUACAGCUCUACUUGAAAAACUCCGGAAAGAAAAGGAUGGAGCCAUAGUUGAAAAUCCUAGAGACGAUGCCGUUGAUAAUAAAGAAAGGGACAUUCUAGAGGAAGACUGGAAGCAGGGGUGUGCCCACAAGAAAGAUUCCCCAAAUCUUUACAAAAUAAGUUCUAUUAUUGAUAAGACCACUGGAUCAACUGGCAUGACUGAGGCAGAACCAUUUAUCACAAAGUUAAGUGAGGAUGAUUUAGAACAGUUGCUGUCUGGCUUUUGGAUACAAGCUAAUCUCCCAGAUAAUCUGCCCUCAAAUUUUGAAGCCAUAGCUCAUUCUUUUGUAUUAACAUGUGUCUCCUCAAGGUUGACGAACCCAAAUGCCAACCUUGUGGUACGCUUCUUUCAACUUCCUCUCUCACUCAUGAAUAUGUCGAUGGACACUACCAAUGAAACAUUGUCUCCAGCAUGCCGGCGAUCGAUCCUUGUGCUGUCAACUGCCAUGCUGAUGUUUACAGCAAAGAUAUACCACAUGAAUGAUUUGCUCGAGACAUUACUUCCAUUGGAUGUGGAUCCGUAUUUGGGCAUUAGUGAUGACUUUCAGCUUUAUAUAAAGUCUCAGGCAGAUGUCAAUGUUUAUGGGUCUGCUACUGAUAUUCUGUUAGCCAAUUCUGUCCUCUCUGAUUUACGGAGCAAAAUUUAUGAGGAAACUGCCAAGGUCGUAAAGGUCUUAGUCCAGAACCUUUCUAUCAUUGCUGGGCUGGAGGCAGAUGAUCUAGCUAGGCAACUGGCGGAGCCAUUCACGCCUGAUGAUACCUUCAUCUUUUCUCAAGGGUCAAUACUGGAUUUGGAUAUUAUUCAGAUGGUUUCCCAUUCCAAGGAAUCACUUUCCUUUGAUAAGGAUAUCCCAAAUGACUCAUUAGUCGAGGAUGAUUCUAUAAGCGAAGAAUCUGUUGCAGAUGUAUUGCGCUUCAUACCGAAGACUCCAUCUCCUUCUGGUUCCCACAUCAUCAGCAUUGGGCAGCUUAUGGAAUCGGCACUUGCCGUGGCUGGUCGUGUGGCUGCAACAUCCGUCUCUACAUCACCCCUUUCUUAUGACACAAUGGCUAGCCAGUGUGAAACGCUUGGCACUGGCUCAAGGAAGAAACUUUCCAACUGGUUGGCCCAUGAAAAUCCUUAUGGUCGAGUGGCUGACACAGUUUCUCCGGCAUUUCCUGAUGGUCACUCAGGCAGAAAGGUGAGGGUUGAUGCUGGGGACCUUAAUGGAACUAUCAAGCCACAGGAAUCAAGUUUGGCUAUUAGACUUCCUCCUGCAAGUCCUUUCGACAACUUCCUCAAAGCAGCUGGGUGUCAAAAGGAAGAUAAGACCAUAUUUUCUCACUAAUUUCUCUUUGUAAAGUGGUAGGGUAUGGGUAGAAUCUGUAGGGUCACCCUUUGAUUUAAACUUGGGUAAAGAUUUGUGGUAUUCCAUGCCCAAUUUGAUUAAUCUGUGUAUGUAAACUCUAGUUUUGGAGUCAGCAUGAUUGCUGUGAAGAUUUGAAUCUAAAAUCUGGCAUGAUUUAGUGGAGAAACAGAUGAGCAAAGGGAGUGCUCCAAUUUAGUGUUGGAAGUUGAAAAUCCGGUGACCCAACGGAAAGCCUGAAAUGAUAUUUACUGCUAUUGAGGCAUUCUACUCUUAA